AUGUCUCAAAACUGAACACAGGGAUGAGUGAACUUCCUUUGGCAAAACACCACAAAGACUAGUGUGCUGUCGAUAAGAUGGCAGGAACCAGAUGUGUUGCAAUUUCAACUUGUUUCUAUCCCACUGCUAUUCCUACCCCACAUCUCAGCAAAUCCUUCCUUGUUGCAAGAUUUUCCAUUGCCCAAUGGAAACAUACUAGAGUUUUAUGUACAGAAAGAGCAAACAAGGCUGCGAUAAAAGAGAGCCACGAGCUGGUGGAGAUAGAAUACGCAGAACUCAACCUUAACCAAAAUAUAGGAGAGAAGUUUGGAGGUGUUCGGAUUCGGCAACAUGUUAACCCUCUGAAAGCAUCUCUAAUGGGGCAAGUUAUGUUUCAAUUCAAGGCACAUCUCAAAAUUAUACCCCUGUUGAACCACCUAAUUGGGAGAAUAUUUUUGAAGACACAAGAUUACCUCUUAUGGUGGAUAUUGGCUGUGGUAUGUCAUGUAAUCCUCAGAAGUGGCAGGUUUUUGAUAUUGCUUGCUAAAAGAUUCUGUGGAACAAAAAAUUUCUUGGGAUUGGACAUACGGGAUAAGUUGGUACAACGUUCACAGUUUUGGGCAAAGGAGUUGGCAAUCAAAAACAUACAUUUCAUGGUUGCCAAUGCUACAGUCUCUUUUGGAGCCUUAAUUUCCACAUAUCCAGGUCCAUUGACAUGUGUCUCAAUUCUGCGAUUUCUGAGUCUACGGCAGGUUCUCCGUGUCUGCGGCGGGUUCUUUGUGUUUGUGGCGGGUUAUCUCUGUGUUUGUUGUCGCUGUCGUGCAUACCUCCUCCAUCGUUGCCGUGCAUACCUCCUCCAUCGUUGCCGUCCAGUCGUGUUCAAGAAGGCUUCUUCAAUUAUUAAUGUUUUGGUUUGCCCGACGUGUCCUGAUCCACAUUUCAAGAAAAAACAUCACAAGCGAAGGAUUCUUCAGAAACCACUAGCAGAUGCAAUUAUUAACAACUUGGCUCCUGGUGGUCAGAUAUUUAUGCAAUCAGAUGUUCAAGAAGUGGCAGUUGACAUGAGACAAUAUUUUGACAGCCAAUAUGAUUCAUUACAACCAAUGUAUAUCCAUCAUCCUAAUUUAUGUGAUGAUGAAGGAUGGGUUUUAGAGAAUCCUAUGCAUAUAAGGACCGAAAGAGAGAUCCAUGCUCACUCUGAAGGUGCAAAAAUCUAUCGAAGAGUUUAUGAAAAGCGAUGAAUGAUGAAAUUAUGAAAUGUCUGCUUAGCAUUAUCAAAGCAUGGAUUUCUGGUCUCAAUGCCAAGACCUGGUGCUUUACAGUGAAUCAUGUGCCUCGGGGUAGCUGAAAUUUACUGGAACAUGGCAGGAUGGUGCUUCUUUCCCUUAAUGAAAUGGUGUCGUCCAAAUGGUCAGGCCUUCUUCAGGUGCAGCAGUGGAAAAGGCAGAAAAUCAGAAUACACUGUUGAGCAAAGAAACACCAUAUUUACUUUGAUAAGUAGUUGUCAUUACAUCAUUUAUGUCGCAUUGGUAAGGAAUGGCAAGGUCAAGAAGUCAAAAAAAGGUUGAACAAUCAAUAUGUUAAUUAGUCUGCAAACCUAUUAUCAGAAAGCUUUCUGAAAUAAAAGUCUAGGUGUCUUCCCUAGCUACAUUAAUAAUUUGCAGUUCUUCGUAGCUCUUUUGGGUGCACCCAUUAAUGCUUAACACAAGAACGGGGAGGGUUUAUAAUUAUUUUCAUUCGGUUGUGAGGAAUUGUGUACGUACUUACAAAAGUUGUUCUUUUUGCAACGGUGGUUUAAUUCUUCCACAACAUUAGUGCCAAUUUAGUCAUUUGAGUGUAUUCUCUUUGCUGUUCUUGUUAAUAUGUGUGCAAUAUUGUG
Molecule: messenger RNA, 1858 nt
Organism: Cryptomeria japonica (Japanese cedar)
Lineage: Eukaryota; Viridiplantae; Streptophyta; Pinopsida; Cupressales; Cupressaceae
Exons: 10
Coding region: 78-1220 (380 amino acids)
Biological process (GO): RNA (guanine-N7)-methylation; tRNA methylation
Cellular component (GO): tRNA methyltransferase complex
Molecular function (GO): tRNA (guanine(46)-N7)-methyltransferase activity
Source: RefSeq, a predicted model, not a curated record